Messenger RNA from Microplitis mediator, 3928 nucleotides. RefSeq names its product C-terminal-binding protein (gene CtBP). NCBI's taxonomy places the organism in Eukaryota, Metazoa, Arthropoda, Insecta, Hymenoptera, Braconidae. The record is from RefSeq and is a predicted model, not a curated record. The transcript is spliced from 8 exons. Gene Ontology annotation, molecular function: NAD binding; transcription corepressor activity; oxidoreductase activity, acting on the CH-OH group of donors, NAD or NADP as acceptor. Bases 830 to 2251 code for a protein of 473 amino acids.
UAUCGUCUAUCGACUAAUGGACUCCAUUAAUCAUCGAGACAUUUUAUUGUCCGGCUGUGAAUGUACACAUACUAACUGCAGAUUAUACACUUAAAUUAAAAUAAAUAAUAAAGUUAAGUGCACUAGUGAUAAUUCUGCAAUUAAAAUUUAAGUAUAAACAAUAAAAUAAUAAUAUUAUUAAGUAAUUGUCGGUUUUAUUCGGCAACAGUCGGUGUGUGUCGGGGAGAGACGGAUAAAGUCGGUGGCGCGCGCGAGUCACUCGGGCGUCCGGGGGCCGCCAUUUUCCUCCAGUGAGGGAGAGAGUCGCGAGGCAUCAGUCGUUGGUGAAUCUAACGCGUUUUUUUCUCGCAUAUCGUUUACGUUUUAAGGUGUUUUAGGGUGUCGGGCGGAUGCACGACAGCCCAGAACCCAUAGCCGUUUGUUAUUUGAAAGACCGUUUAUCUAAUAAACAAACAUUUAUUAGAUUGCUAACAAAGUCUGGUGAGGUGUAUCCAGCAGCAAGGCGGCUAAUUUUACAAGAGUAAGACAGAGAUAGAAAACUAGUGGCGGCGGCUUUAUACGCCGGGAGGGAAGAACGCCGUGUGAGUGAAUAUUGUGAUAUUGUAAGUGACGCGGUGUUGGAAGAUAAUUCAAGAUUCCUGUGGACUCUAAAUCAACGGUCUAAUAAAUUCCCGACAGGAGUCGGUAAACAAAAAUUCGUGAUGUAUUGGAGAUUAGACGGUUCACCUUCGCAAAUAUACAAUACAUUGGUGCUGAAGAAACAAUCUGUGUGACAAAGCAUAUAAAUUAAUAAGUGUGGAAUUAAAUAAUUUGGGGGGCUGUUUGACCGAUGGACAAACGGAAGAUGUUGACGAAACGCCCUCGAAUGGAUACUAUGAGGGGCCCAAUUGCCAAUGGGCCCAUUCAAACUCGCCCGUUGGUUGCUCUACUUGACGGACGAGAUUGUUCCAUUGAGAUGCCUAUUUUAAAAGACGUUGCUACUGUCGCAUUUUGUGAUGCACAAUCCACAUCUGAGAUACACGAAAAGGUACUAAAUGAAGCUGUUGGAGCUCUGAUGUGGCACACAAUUAUUUUGACGAAAGAAGAUCUGGAAAAAUUUAAAACCUUAAGAAUAAUUGUGAGAAUUGGAUCCGGUGUUGACAACAUUGAUGUCAAAGCUGCUGGUGAAUUAGGAAUCGCGGUUUGUAAUGUACCCGGUUAUGGAGUCGAAGAAGUUGCCGAUACGACACUUUGUCUUAUUUUGAACCUCUAUCGACGCACGUACUGGCUGGCGAACAUGGUCCGAGAGGGAAAAAAAUUUACCGGUCCUGAGCAGGUGCGAGAAGCAGCACAAGGAUGCGCCAGGAUACGAGGAGAUACUCUCGGCAUUGUAGGCUUAGGGAGAAUUGGAUCAGCAGUCGCCUUGCGCGCCAAAGCCUUUGGAUUUAUCGUCAUGUUUUAUGACCCAUAUCUUCCAGAUGGUAUUGAAAAAUCGCUUGGUCUUACUAGAGUUUAUACACUACAAGAUUUGCUUUAUCAAUCGGAUUGUGUAUCUCUACACUGUACCUUGAAUGAACACAAUCAUCACUUAAUUAACGAAUUCACUAUCAAACAGAUGAGACCUGGGGCAUUUUUAGUAAACACAGCCCGAGGAGGUCUGGUUGAUGAUGAUGCGUUGGCGGCUGCACUGAAACAGGGAAGAAUUCGUGCGGCAGCCCUUGACGUUCAUGAAAACGAACCGUACAAUGUCUUUCAGGGUCAGUCCAAUACGCAAUGUCCGCUGAAGGAUGCCCCCAAUUUAUUAUGUACACCACAUGCGGCAUUUUACAGUGAUGCAAGCUGCUCGGAACUUCGUGAAAUGGCUGCGAGUGAGAUACGACGAGCUAUCGUUGGACGUAUUCCCGACUGCUUGAGAAACUGCGUGAAUAAGGAAUAUUUCCACUCUUCCACCGGCUACCCUGAGGCAAUCAACGGUGGAUACUAUGCGGGAACAUUACCAAUUCAACAGGCACAUUCGACGACGCCCCACGAUUCAGCACCUCCACCACCUGGAAGUCAUUCCGCCGUUGGCGUUGCUAGUAGUGCUGGUCCAAAUUCUUCGGCGGGAGGUGGCAAUGCCGGUCCUACCGGUCCCGCGGGCCCAACGGUAGGCGGUACCGGUGCCGGGGGUCCAGCAUCAGCCCCACCUACUGCUGGAUUACCUGGUCUACCACACAGCAUAGUGAGCGAGCCUGACCCCCGGCCAAGUCCACCUGCUCCGAGUCCUCGUUGACCUUGAACCCCCCAACUAUAUCAACAACUUUCAGCACCACCACCACCUCCAUCAUCCUCCGACCUAAUCUCCUCCCUUAACCAUCCAUAUGCAUCAUGAUCAUGAGUUAUAAGAAAUCACCCACAGUGCACCGGGACUGUCGACCGUGACCAACAUCACCCUCUAUCUGACACUCGACGAUCGACAGAACUAACAACAACAACAACAACUACAACAACAAAUGGAAAAAUUUAAUAUUUAAAUAAAUAUAAACAAAGUAAAUAAAUAAAUAAAACAAAAUGUUCAUGAGGUAAUAAAUUAUGACACUUUAAUUAAACUAAAACAAAAUAAAUAAAAAAAAAACGCCAACAUCAUUUACAAUUGACAGUGCAUUAUUGUGAAGAAAUGUAUUCCAAAAUCUGUCUACUGCUUCCGAGAUAUAAGUUUAAGGAAAGUAAGAACGAGAGCGGAGAUGAGAGAAUGAAAGAGUGGGAGAGUAAGAAUUAAAAUUAAAGAGAGCAAGAGAGAAUUUAAGUAUGACCUAAUAGUGUGUAAGGCAGUGGAAAUAAAAAUAAAAAAAAAAAUAAUAAAAUAAAUUUAAAAAAAAAAAAAAAAAAAAAACUGAUGUUAAGAAAUGAUUGAAUUUGUGUGCGAGGAUUUAAAAAAUAAGAGAGAGUGCGUUUGCUUUUGCGUUCGUCAAUCUCUGGCAGUAAUGUUGUGUAUUUUUUUUUUCUUCUAGUAAUUAAAUUGUGGAAAUUAAUUACGGCACAAAAUUAAAGCGAUUCCCUCUUGAUUCUGCGGCAUCGCCUAUCGACUUGUGUAAAUUGGCGUAUAAAAAUACACAUUGUCUAUAUAUAUAUAUAUUAAUUAUCAUUAAUUUUUUUUCUUUAAUUAAUAAUUAUAUUAUUAUUAUUAUUAUCAUAAUUUUAGUAAUAAAAAGCUUCCUCGCCGUUUUUAAUUUCAUAAAUCGAUAAUGUUGGUUCACCCAUAUCAAUAUUAAUUAAUUAUUUUUUAUUUUUUAUUGUAUAAUUAAUAUACGAUUAUCAUGCACUAACAUUUUGUUUUUAUUUUUUUUUUUCGGCCAUACUAUUCACUAGUGGGAGGAGGUGGGAUCGAUUCUAAUGGAAGUAAAUAAAAUAAAAUAAAAUAAUUAGAAAUGCUAAGCGAUAGUUCAUAAGAUAGUGAUGUGAAAAAAAAAAAAAGAAAUUAAGAGAAUUAAAAAAAUGAAUAAACAUGAUGGGAAUAUAUAAUAAUAUAAAAUUUGAAUGUUUGAAAGAAUCGUACAAUUAAAUAUUAAAACUUAUAUUAAUGUUAAUUCUAUAUAUAUAUAAAUAUAAAUAUAUAAAUAAUAUCAAUGAGCAAGUGAUUGCGUGAGUAAAAAAAAAAUAACUUUUUUUUCCCGCGUAUAAGUUGUAUUGAGACAUUUAAAAAAAAAUUAAUAUUUUUUAUUUUAAAUUGUUAUAUAUUCGCAACUGUGAUUAAUUAGUGAAUGUAAUUAAUUAUUACAAUUCACACAAUGUACAGUUGAAAUUCAUUUUAAGUAUUUGUAGUUAUCACAAUUGCGAAUGUAAAACUGUAUUAUUAUUAACUUUAACGUUUAUUAUUUAAAUAGAUCUCUUAUUUUUAUCGAUCCAAUCCUAUACUUCCUCCCAUGAUUUUUUCAUGCAUCAAUUAAUCUGUUAUAGGAAAGAAAAAUAA